This is a messenger RNA of Coccomyxa subellipsoidea C-169, 1305 nucleotides long. RefSeq lists its product as hypothetical. The coding region runs from base 1 to 1305 and encodes 434 amino acids. NCBI's taxonomy places the organism in Eukaryota, Viridiplantae, Chlorophyta, Trebouxiophyceae, Coccomyxaceae. The transcript has 9 exons. The record is from RefSeq and is a predicted model, not a curated record.
AUGAGUUCAUCAUCACCAGGCAAGGUGGAGAACGGAGGCAGAGGGGGCGUGCGGGCGUCCAGCAGAACGCAGCGAGUGCUGCAGAAUUGGUGUCGAAACUGGAAGAACUACACCGUUGCCUUCAUUACGCUGGCAGCAAUCCUCUGGUUUGUCCAGGGGUCUGGCAGCAGGGCAGCGGGGGGCGUGAAGGGUGGAAGAAAGGGAUUGUUCGGGCGUGGGGAGGCGGACACCUGCCCAAGGAGAUACCCCCGGCUAACAGUCGAGGAGAUUAAAGGAGGGCGGUAUCCAUACUUGUAUGGGGGCCGGCCGGAUGGGUGCCGGCAGUGCCAGUCUGAGGAGUAUGUGUCCAAGUUCUGCCAGUUUGGCAUGGACGGCCAUGGGCAGUGCUGGGGAGGGCGGAGGGAACAGCUGAUCCAUUACUACCUGGAGCGAGGGUUCACGGAUAUCCUGACGUUCACCCCCUGCGACAUGUGGCCGCUGCUGCGCGGGCGCACCCUCUUCUUCAGCGGAGAUUCCCAGACGCAGGACUUCAUGAUGGCGGCGCACUGCUUCAUGUACGAGUUCACGGAUCUGGGGUGGAGGGAGCUGGGGGAUGAUGGAGUGGCGCCCCUGCGAAAGCCGGGCUUUGUGUGGCACACCGGCCCCGGCUGCGUGCUGCUGCCUGAAGACACCAAGAUCUGCUUCCUGCGCUGCGACACCGUCAGUUGCAUGAUGGGCGAGGUGUUGGAAAAGGUUGGCAAGGUGGGCAAGCGGAGGGAUUAUCUGGUGCUCAACUUUGGGCUGCACUUCUCAGAUUCCUACAGGGAAGAGCUGGAGGUGUUCAUCGGCCAGGCAAGCUUUCCCUCGGUGCAGGCGCUGCGCUCUGCCGGGGAGUUCCCGCACCUGAUCUGGAAGGACACGGCGCCGCAGCACUUCAAGACGACCUUCGGGGAGUAUCCCGAGGACAAGCCGAAGCCGCCGUUUGAAUGCGCGCCGAUUGGGAAGGGCAUGCCGCCACAGGUCGGCGCCGACAAGUGGCGGCUUCGUGAGGACCAUUCCGUGGAACUGCUCUCCCCCGAAUUUGCCACAGUCGCCGAGGGCGGCUGGCGCAACAAGAUCGCGAACGAUGUCAUGGCGAAGGCGGGAGUGCCAGUGGUGGCGGCCUGGAAUGAGACGCUGCCGCUGUGGGACUAUCACCGAGACAACGGCGCUGGCCUCGAGUGCACCCAUUUCUGCGUUCCCUCCGCGCCCCAGCUCUGGGUCUACUUGCUAACCAAGACUUUGCGAGCAAUUGCCGCUGCGGAGCCUGCUGGCGCCUCCGCCUGA